AAAAGCAAAUGGAGAAAAAUCUUGAUUCUUGAUUGAAGACGCGUGUGCUGAUUGUGAUAACAAUGAAUGAGAUAGAGAUCUUGCUAGUAUUACAGUUUCGCGAAAAUUUCGUUAACCAAUUUGUUAAUGAGAAAUUUGGCAAUUGGAAAAUGUUUGCGGUAUAAAUACUGUCGCCAUCAGCGUUAAGUGCCCACAGUACCUUCCCAGUCUGAGGAACGUAAACUUGAACCAACUGCAGACAUGAGGAAUAUAUACGCUUUUGCCCUGCUGCUUAUUGCAGUUUUUGCAAGCACCACCAGCGGUGCCAGCGUUUCCGACCUUCUGUGUCGCAACAAGGCCAACGGCAUUCGGGCUCUGGUACCCGGCAGUUGCUCCAGGUUCUAUGAGUGCCAAAAUGGCGUUGCCAAGGAAUACUCCUGUCCCAAGUUCUACGACUUCAAGAUCCGCAGCUGCGUAACCUAUAAUCCUGGUUGUGUCGAGGGCGUUAUCGUUGAGCCAGAGGUCCAUCAAUCGGUCCGUGACACGGCCCAACCGUGCAAUGGAGCGACAACCACUCCACCACCUUGUGAAACCACCACACCCCCGUGUACUAAGACCACUACACAAACUCCGUGCUCAGGAAUAACUACAACUCCUACGACUACACCAGCUUCAACAACAACAUGUGCUCCAACAACGACCACAUCCACAACUACUACAACGACAACGACAACCACAACUACUACAACGACAACAACCACUACAACAACAACUUGUGCCCCAACGACAACCACAACUACUACAACCACAACCACCACAACUACUACAACCACAACCACCACAACGACAACAACCACUACAACAACGACUUGUGCCCCAACGACAACGACAACCACAACUACUACAACCACCACAACUACUACAACGACAACAACCACUACAACAACGACUUGUGCCCCAACGACAACCACAACUACAACGACCACCACAACUACUACAACCACAACCACCACAACUACUACAACUACAACCACUACAACAACGACUUGUGCCCCAACGACAACCACAACUACUACAACCACAACCACCACAACUACUACAACUACAACCACUACAACAACAACUUGUGCCCCAACGACAACCACAACUACUACAACCGCAACCACCACAACUACUACAACCACAACCACCACAACGACAACAACAACUACAACAACGACUUGUGCCCCAACGACAACCACAACUACAACGACCACCACAACUACUACAACCACAACCACCACAACGACAACAACCACUACAACAACGACUUGUGCCCCAACGACAACCACAACUACUACAACCACAACCACCACUACAACUACUACAACUACAACCACUACCACUACAACGACAACAACUUGCGCCCCUACAACGACGACAACAACAACGACGACCACAACAACGACAACCACAACUACUACGACCACCACAACUACUACAACGACAACAACCACUACAACAACGACUUGUGCCCCAACGACAACCACAACUACAACAACCACCACAACUACUACAACCACCACUACAACUACAACCACUACAACGACAACAACUUGCGCCCCUACAACGACGACAACAACAACGACGACCACAACAACGACAACCACAACUACUACGACCACCACAACUACUACAACGACAACAACCACUACAACAACGACUUGUGCCCCAACGACAACCACAACUACCACAACCACAACCACCACUACAACUACAACCACUACCCCUACAACGACAACAACUUGCGCCCCUACGACGACGACAACAACAACGACAACCACAAUUACUACGACCACCACAACUACUACAACGACAACAACCACUACAACAACGACUUGUGCCCCAACGACAACCACAACUACAACAACCACCACAACAACUACAACCACCACAACUACUACAACUACAACCACUACAACAACGACUUGUGCCCCAACGACAACCACAACUACAACAACCACCACAACUACUACAACCACUACAACUACAACCACUACCACUACAACGACCACAACUUGCGCACCUACAACGACGACCACAACAACGACAACCACAACUACUACGACCACUACAACUUGUACAACUACCACAACUACAACCACUACCACUACGACGACAACAACUUGCGCCCCUACAACGACGACCACAACAACGACAACCACAACUACUACAACAACUACAACCACAACUUGUACAACUACAACCACUACAACAACAACCACUACGACGACAACAACUUGCGCCCCUACAAAAACGACGACAACAACUUGCGUCCCUGAAACGACAACAACUACAUGCCCAGAAGCCGCUCCGACCACCACCACUUGCUCUGGCGUGACAACAACUGUCUGCCCCACUGUGGUAAAGGCGGUGGCUGCUAGCCAAUCAAAGCGUAAUCCUGUCCGCCAAAACCCCGUCCAAAAGCUACUUUGGGAAGUAGCCGAAUGGGCCGGUUUCUCGUCCGCUAGUUCGGAGGGUAAGAUAAAGGUUUCAUGCUUGGGAAAACCCGACGGAUUCCUGAUGGCAUCUCCUGAGCGGUGCAACGACUACUAUAUCUGUCGUCACCAGCGCGCCCUGAAGGUCAGCUGUGGUGACAGGUACUUCAACGGAAUGAAGGGCAUCUGCGAUCUCCCCGAAAACACAAGCUGUGUUCAGUCUUAAGUGAAAACUAAUUCUGCUGAUACCAACAUCAUUUUGGAAAUGUGACAAGAAUUUAUGGAUCGAAACUUUAAUUAAUUAUAACGACACUAUUUGAUCAUGCACGUAAGAAAAAGCAAGAGCUUAUAAAAGGCAAUCGAAAAAAUUA
Molecule: messenger RNA, 2827 nt
Organism: Drosophila yakuba
Lineage: Eukaryota; Metazoa; Arthropoda; Insecta; Diptera; Drosophilidae
Product: mucin-2
Exons: 2
Coding region: 241-2682 (813 amino acids)
Cellular component (GO): extracellular region
Molecular function (GO): chitin binding
Source: RefSeq, a predicted model, not a curated record